AGUUUGACGCGUUUACAGCGGCAAGAGAAGACGCUCAGCGACCGACUUGCCCAGACUGUGUUUUGCCGCACGACCGCCGCCAAGAAGUUGACGUCUGCCCAGCAGCAGUGGCAGGAGCUGCGGCAGCGUUGUGAGCAGCACGGGCAGCUGCAUUGUUCCAGUACUGAAUUGCAGCACAUUCUCGAUCAUGCGCCGCUGCAGGAAGCGCUACGAGUGCAGGAACAAGAGGGGUCUUCUCUACGCGUAUUACUGAAGGAGAGCCUCGGUGAAGUGAAAGAAGGUCACCGCCUGCAAUGUCUCCUGCUUCAUGCAGUGUGUGGUCUGCACGAACGCCUUAACAGCAAUCACACACUCACCAACAAUUUGUUUCAGAGUGUGGUGUCGGACCUGGACGAAUAUCGCAUCGCGUGGGCGGACCAACGGAUUGAGGAAGAAGAAUGUGCAGCUGGAGGAGACAACCCAAAGCCUGCCUCCUCAGAGCCUGCCAUCUUACCGCCCGAACUGGAGUGGCUCACGAGACUCGACGCCGCUCCUGCCACCGCGGGAGAAAAUGAGACGCCUCCUGCAACGCAGCUACCUCCUCUCCCUGCUAAAUCUCUCAAGAAAUCGAUCUUGAAGGGCAGCAGCAGCGUGCUGGACCUGCAAGAUACGCACACGAGUCCUCUUGUGGUGCAAGCGAUUGCUGUCACUGCCGAGCAGCUUCAUAAGUCUACUCGCGCCAACACGCUGAACAACCAGCGCCUGUCCACUGCACCUGUCGACUUACAUAAGGAGCCCUUGCAGCCUACAACUCCUACCAUCGCUCAGCUUAUCUCAGUGCCAUUGACGUCCAUUUCAUUUAACCCCACACAAUCUUUGAAUUCUGUUUCUGCAUCUGCGCAAUCGAAUUUUCCGAAUCAUUUAUCAUCUUCCGUUGCGUCAGUUUCAUCCACAACUGUGCAAUUUACUGCCUGUCCGUCAAUUUCUUCCAGUAUUGGUGGCGGCGAAAAUCACAUGUGUAUACGGGAUGGUAUCACUGCCUCGUCAUCUUCAAGUUUUCCUCGAAUAAAAUUGUCCGAAACGAUUGAUCUUGACGGCUUCGAUGAAAACAACUCACCAGUUUUGCUCAGUCACCUCCACUUUAAUUCUUCUGUUGCAACCACUUCAUCUUACUCCGCAGUGUCUCGUCCUCUAUGCCUCGUCGAAGGAAGCAACGCUGCUCCUCCUGUAAUUGCGGAUGGAUCUCGCAAUAUUUUUUCAGUUAACAGUACCUGGGCUACACAGGCGUCCAUGACCCCAUCACACUCACAAGCGUUACCUUCCGCUACCGCAUCCAUUGUUAAAUCCACGCUGCAACGUCAGAGUGCCACUCGCAAUCUGGGAGUAUAUAUCCCGAGCUGUAAAUUAAUUCCAGAUAAAACAGAUUCGCAGUUCAUUAACAAUGUACCAGGAUCGCGCUCUGGCAUUCGUUUCUCCGACACAUUCUCCAUCACCCCAUCUAAAUUUGUUUCGGAACAUCAGUUUAACAUUUUGCCUUCAGUUUCUGAUCUCAGGAAUCCAUCUAUUUUAAAUCCAACAGCUAAUGGCUAUCCUAAGUUAUUUGCAAGUUCUUCUUACGCUACAUUAAACGCAACAGUUGAUUUAUCGGAUACUGGAAAAAAAAUUACGCCUGUUGAACAAAAUCCCACCGUAUCUUCGGCAUCGGUUUCGUAUUCAGGUGGCGUUCCUGGAUUGGCGCUACUAAAUGACUGCUCUAAUUUGCUUCAUUCAUCUUCGAAAGGCAAUGAAAACAGCCAAAUCAAUAGCACUUUCAUCUCCAACUCCUGCGUUGAAGAGACAUCUGACGGACCAUCAACGAAUCCCUACAAUGAAAUUCGUGGAGCUACAGAAAGCAAUAAAACGAAGUUGGAUUUAAACGGCAACUACACAACGCGUUCUGAGCAGCCUGAUUCUGAUGGCGAGGACGUCAGCGAGGAGGAUGCGUGUCAGGAGAACAGAUCAUCUGCUCGCCAGCUGCUCUUCAAUUCUCCCGACGCUCAGCCUGCUGGUUGCCAGCCCUCGCAGAAUUCGACUUUCUGUGUAGAGCCUUCAGAAGGAAGUGUUGAGAACCUGUUGCCGCUCAACCCGUUGGAGCUGCUGGAGAUGUCUACAUCUUGGUCGCUAAAGCUGAAGAGCAUUUUGAAGCACAGCAACUCGAGCAGCACCGCUCGCAGGUACGAGGUUGGGGGAGGUCAGAUCAGCAGAACCGCGGUCGCCCGCUUGCUGUCGAGACGCAACUUGUCCGCCUCCUCGUCCCUGCUUAGGAGAACUUCAGCUCAGUCGGCAAGCCAGAGCCAAACUCUGCGCAGAAAGGAUUUGCAAUGCGCCGCGUAAUGAGCUUCAAGAACAGGCGUUACCAUCAGCACCAAAUGGAGAACCAGGAGAACUUAGCUCCACGUAUCUCAACGAACAAGCUUCUCUCUUCCGCGUCGUGCUCAAAUCUCACGUCUUUUGCCACCGCUACCACCACCGGCAGUGCUUCUAAGUCCCUCAACUGCUGGAGACCUUGAAGUCGCGCGUCAUCUUGCCUGAAGCGUUCCCUCUUGUAUCUAUUGUAUCUGUACAGUGACGUCUAUGUUUA
This is a messenger RNA of Hyalella azteca, 2599 nucleotides long. RefSeq lists its product as uncharacterized. Lineage: Eukaryota; Metazoa; Arthropoda; Malacostraca; Amphipoda; Hyalellidae. The record is from RefSeq and is a predicted model, not a curated record. The transcript is spliced from 8 exons. The annotation marks the transcript as partial.